UUUUUUUUUUUUUUUAUUUUCUUCCAACAUGCUUCCUAAAAGUCAACUACGCGACAAGCAAUCCUUGACCAUUGUUGUCAAGAUUGGUACUUCCUCCAUUUGUAAUGAAGUGACUCAUUUUCCUUUACUGUCCAACUUAUCUGCACUUGUUGAAAGUGUCCUGCACCUGAGAUCCCUCGGUCACCGCGUUGUACUUGUCACCAGUGCUGCGGUCGGUACAGGUCUUCGUCGUUUGAAUAUGGCCGAAAAACCAUCUAAAUUAGCUGCUAGACAGGCUGUUGCUGCGGUUGGUCAAGGUAGAUUGAUGGCAUUAUAUGAUGAUUUAUUUGGUCAAUUCGGUCAACCUGUUGCUCAACUUUUAUUAACCAAGAAUGAUCUUGCUGAUCGUUCACAAUAUCUGAAUGCAGUCAAUUGUCUUGAAGAAUUGUUGGAUAUGGGUGUAGUACCCAUUGUGAAUGAAAACGAUACAAUUUCAACACAGGGUAUUCGAUUUGGAGACAAUGAUACAUUAUCAGCCAUUAUGGCGGGUAUGAUCAAGGCAGACUAUCUCUUUUUAUUGACAGACGUCGAUUGCCUUUACACCGAUAAUCCUCGUACCAACCCCGAUGCACAACCCGUCACGGUGUGUGAUGAUAUGGCGACACUGAUGGAUAAAGUUUCGGUCAGCUCCAUGGGCUCCUCCCUGGGCACAGGAGGUAUGGCUACCAAGCUCAUUGCCGCUGACCUGGCCAUCGCCGCAGGUGUCAUCACCAUCAUCACCAACGGUUCCAAAACCAAAAAUAUCCAUCAAAUCAUCGAAGCCGAUCGAAAUGCCGAACUCACCGCCCCCCUUCAUACAAGAUUCGUGGCAAAGAAUAACCCGCUUUUGGAUCGUAAAUGGUGGAUCCAAUAUGGUUUGCAUACAGCGGGUACCAUCUUUGUAGAUGAAGGAGCUGCGAAGGCUAUUUUGGCCCCCCGUAUCAAAUCUAGUUUGUUCGCUGCGGGUAUCGUGGAUGUAGAAGGCUCGUUUGUAGCACAGCAAGCCGUGAAUAUUGCUACACGUCAAGGAGACACUGUACAAGUGAUUGGUAAAGGUAUCGUCAAUUACUCGAGUAUCGAAGUCUCGCGUGUCAAGCGUUGUCAUAGUGCCGAAAUUGCGAAUAUCCUAGGUUACGUUGAUUCCGAAUGUAUCAUCCAUCGUGAUAAUUUAGUUCGAACAAAGUCACUGUAAAAAAAAUAAAAAUAAAAAAAUAAAAAAAGAUUUAUUUUAUUUUAUUUUAAAAACUCA
This is a messenger RNA of Mucor mucedo, 1267 nucleotides long. Its product is annotated as glutamate 5-kinase. The record is from RefSeq and is a predicted model, not a curated record. The coding region runs from base 29 to 1210 and encodes 393 amino acids. Gene Ontology annotation, molecular function: glutamate 5-kinase activity; RNA binding; ATP binding. Gene Ontology annotation, cellular component: cytoplasm; cytosol. The transcript is spliced from 3 exons. Lineage: Eukaryota; Fungi; Mucoromycota; Mucoromycetes; Mucorales; Mucoraceae.